UAUGGAUGAAAGUGAGCUGAAGGCCAAAGCACAGCUGCCAUGGAAGAAAAAUCUUAAUGAGAGAGUAGAAGCAAGAGCCCAGGCCAUGCAGCAGAAAAUGUUAGAGAAGGAUAGCCUGAAAAGGGAACAGGAAAAGAAGAUUGCGAAACAGCUCCCAAGGGAUGACCUGGCUAAAGAGUGGUUUGAUACUGAAAGCAUGACGUUAACUACCCGGGCCUAUUUGCUGGACAAGCUUCUACCCACCUUGAUUCCUGGAGUCGAACAGAUGUUAAUGCAAGUAGAAAAGAAGAAACUUUUGAGCAAAGCUGAUAUCCCAACCAAGUUUGAUCCAAUUAAUUAUUUGGGGGAAUAUUUAAUGAGAAACAAUACUCAUUAUAUCAAAGACCCAGGAAUGUCUGGCUACCAGCGGGUGAUGAGAGAGGUCACAGAAGAACUGAAGGUCCAUGUUCCCCAAACAAUCAGUAACAGAGUCUCCAAAAUGAAGGAGAGAGUUAAACAAAAGAGACAACAAAGAGAAUAUAUCAGCACCGUCAAAGUCAAGGUGGCCUCGAUGAGAAAGCAGGCUCUGGAGGAGCAGUUCGGUGAAUGGAUUCUCGACCCCAGAGGAAUGAUUCCGAUAGCUGUGUACAUCUCUUCACACGUUGCAGACUUGAAAAGUGAAGUUUUUGAAGAACUCCUUAAACACCUUUGUCACCGUGCAGAAGAGUUCCGGGUGAUCAUAAAAAGCGACAUGCAGAAACAGAUGUUUGCUGAGCUCUUCCUGCAUUGUGACAGUGGGAAGGUGAAGGCCCUGGAUCGGCAGCGGACGCUGGCCUUACUGGAAACAUUCUAUGAUCAAAGUUCACACCCUGCUAGGAGCUUACUCCGAAACCCACGGCAAUGGCCAUUAACCGAAUUUGAGGAGAUAGAGUGGUCUGAAUUCUGGGGCGAUACAGAUAUUAAAAAGCACAUUUAUGAAGACUUUGAUGAAAUGCUCUUAAGAAUGAAUGUGUUAGCUGCUAAAAAACUUGCUGACAAACCCCAAGAAAAGGAAGAUCAAAAUCUUCCACAACAGCAGAAAGAGACAAGUGCCGACAAAGAACCAUCCCCAGAGUCAGCCACAGAGCCAGGAACACAGCUGGCUUCAGAACAGGAAAUCAGCAGAGAACAGAAACCCCACAGAGAGUCACUUACAGGACAAGAACAAGGCAAAGGGUUACACAAAUCAUCCGUUUCAGGACAAGGAUCCCGCAGAGCGUCGGCAGUAGAGCCAAGAUCACACGGAGGGUCAGUUGCAGAGCAAGGGUCCCGCAGCUCAGUGGUAGAACAAACACGGCAGAGGGGGUCAGUUGCAGAGGAAGAGUCCCGCAGAAGGUCGGCAUCAGGACAAAAGCCACAGACAGGGCAAGACUCAAACAGAGAAUUGGUGUCAGAACAAGAACCACAAAGAGGGUCAGUUACAGAGGAAGAAGGAUCACAGAGAGGGUCAGUUUCAGAACCUGUGCAACGCAGAACAUUAAUAACAGGACAACGCAGAAAAUCACCUGCAGAUACAGGGUCUCGUAGUUCAGAAGCCGGAUCGCGCAGAGGAUCAGGGGUAGAACAAGGACAGAGCAAAGGAUCCGGAGGUCAGCGCAAAGGGUCAGCAGGACACAAAAUGUCAUUUUCAGAGUAUGAAUCACACAAAGAGUCCAUAACGGAGGAGCCGCAGUCUGAGGCAGAGCAAGGACCACCAAUAGACACCAUUCUAGAAGAACAAGACGCAGACUCAACCUCACAAAAAAGCGACACCUCAAAAGAAAGUGAAGCCUCGGAAUUCGAUAAAAUGGAAUCUCCAGAAGAAAAGUCUUUGCCAGUCAUAAAUGAGGAGGAACAAGCUGCCAUGGAUUCCCAACAGGGUGAAGAAGUUCCCUCGUACAGUAAAGAUGAUCGUCCGCCAGGUAGUUAUCUAGUUCCAUCAAAUCAGCAAACUUCAAAACAGGACUCUCAGAAAGACAAAGCCUGUGACCCGAAGCCCCAACAUGUAGAAGGAAAACAGUGGUCAGGGGAAUUCUCCAUCUUUGACUGGAACAUGAAGCAUGUCCAAUCUGAAGAUGAGGAACAGGCAAAACUGAUCUAUGCUGACUCCAGAUUCACAGACCUCCAUGCAAUUAUCAGGAAUACUCAGACUUACAAGGAGAUAAAAGGGAGGAGCGCCUUCGAUGGAGUGUCCCUCAAUCUGGUACAGUUUGUGCAGCUCCUCUUGACGUUCGUCGGUGAAGAUACCCCCUUGAGUGUCAGCCAGAGUCUCACCUCCUUUUUUCAGAAGAACUAUUUUGAAACAAAACAAGAGAAAAUGAAAGCCUUAGAACAGGCUCGACAAAACGCCUUCCGAAUCCGACGGGUGCUUCUUCUAGAAGCCCUCUUUCAGAAGUGGGACAAGGAUGGCUCGGGCUUCCUGAAUCUGGGUGAAGUUGACGAUCUCUUGUACACAUAUAAGGAGGGGAUGGAGAGCGAAUCCAUGAAGAAAGCUAAACUGCACAUUCAAUUUCCAAAGUCCCAUCCUGGUCAUGAAGUCAAACUGUCUUCAAAGCAGUUUCAGAGGUACAUAGAGUUGGUUGUGUCUGAACUCAGAGGCAAUGAAGACCAAGUUCUGGACAGCAUUGUGGAAUUCCUGAUGGGUGCUUUAGAGAGGAGCCACACUGAGGGCCUAAGGAAUUGUGCAAGACGGAAAUGGCUACAUCAGAUCCAACAUGCUGCAGAGACAAGUGGGGUGUCCCUGGAGCCAGUGUAUACUGAGACCUUUAGGGCCCUCACCCAGGAUGCUGAGGCUCAUGGAAAUAAGAAGAUCAGUGCUCACAUUUCCCUCUUAGAAGAAAACAUACUCCUGCCAGAAAGAGGGAACAUUCUCUUGAGGAAUGUGGCUUGUACCCUAGAUGAUGCUCCAUUUGUACUGAACAAAGUGCUCUACAGGGACAUGAAGGGAAUCAGCUUUACAGUAGUGGAUGAAGGCCAGCCAAUCCAUGUCCCACAAGUUCAGCACCAUGGCAACGUCUUCUUCUGGAAUAAUACCCGCAGUAAGAAGGAGCAUAAUGGUUCAUUCCUGGCUCUGCCUCUUCAGGAUGUGUAUAUGAGGAUCUUUGGGGUCCUGGCAGUUGACACUCUUCGCGAUCCUCAUGAAACAAACAUCUUCCUACCUCAUGAGAUCAAAUUCUAUCAGGGUGUUGCCAACGCUUUCAGCACCGCCUAUCACUAUGUGCACAGCAGGGAGCAUGUCCUGCACACUGUGGUCACUGGCAUCAGGUGGCUCUUCAGGAUCACAUCUGGCAUCAGCUCCAUCACCACGUACUUCAUUGAACCUAGCUCGGAGCAGGAAGGCUAUGUUUUACGCAAAAUGAUGGUUACAGAGUAUCUGGGCCUAACAGAAAUCCAUGCAGAACCCCCAACCAUCUCGAGGAAGUCGUGCAUCUUCAGAGAUUUCCUCUUUAAGUGCAUAGACACUUCAGAAGUUAUUUUGGCUUCUACCAGUGGAGAAACCCACAUUGCAAUUCCGCUUCGCGAAAGAACGAGAGAAGCUAUGGGAGUCCUCGAUGUUAACAUUGGCCAGACUAGGAUGCUGGUGUAUCAAGAGUAUAAAGAUCUGCAGAAAAUGAUGAAGAUGAUCCAAAAUGCCUCCGAUGAAAUACUGGGCGAAUUCUCUGGAGAAAUCAUGAAGAAUGAGGUCAUAGAGAUGGAGAAGACGGGAGAAGUCACGCGGGCAGGCAUUCUCUUCUUCCGCACCAUGCUGCAGGAGCUUCGGGAAUGCCUCCAGCUCCUCACCUCCACGGACUUUGUAUCAUUGCUGCUCUAUGAGCACAAACCCCACACGGACUCAACGUUCUUUCAUGACCUGGAUUCCCAGGAUAUAGAAGCCAACGUGGUCCUCGUGCACGACAUCCUGAAAGGAGUGGUCCUGUUUUCUCAGCAGGAGAUAGAAUCUUCCAGUGACCUGGAAGAGUGGGAGAAGUGGAAGUUUUACAUUAACAAGUACUUAGUUGAAGAUCUUUGUGAGUUUGAUCCAACUGCUAGCAAUGUGAAGGUUAAUGUACAGCUUGUUGUGAACUACAUCCAAGAUCAUUCUCGAAUCGAAGUAUGGAAGUUUGGCAAUCUUGUCAUUGAACUCCUGUACCACUGGUUACACGUUUGUUUAACUCUCAUGGAGCUAAGCGACAAACAGAAAAGCUGUAUUUUACCUCCAUUGCCCAAGAAGAGUGAUACCUCUGCUUGUGCAAAAUUCUCAGAGAAAUGAUUGCCAGAGAAACGUUAAGGACUGGUACUAUAGUUAGGACGUGUGUCCGAUGCUGUUAAUAACGAACUGUUGUCAACUGGAAAGGAAUGCCCCAUAGACACUUCUGCUCCCCGGCAUUCACCUCAGCACUCUGUAAAACCAAAAGGGCUACCUAAGGAGAAGUUUAUCUAAAGAGUAUGCAGUUAUGGUGGCCAUAGUCACACGGACCUGAAUAUGUACUAGAAUGUAUUCAAAAUCUCCCUUCCAGUCUGCGCUUUCUAUCUGACCUGAG
Molecule: messenger RNA, 4517 nt
Organism: Arvicola amphibius (Eurasian water vole)
Lineage: Eukaryota; Metazoa; Chordata; Mammalia; Rodentia; Cricetidae
Gene: Efcab5
Product: EF-hand calcium binding domain 5
Exons: 18
Coding region: 2-4246 (1414 amino acids)
Molecular function (GO): calcium ion binding
Source: RefSeq, a predicted model, not a curated record